ACACCGCACCCACACCACACGCAAGCUCCAAACAUGACUUGGGCGAACCUUAUGCUUAACACCACACUUUCACCUCUCAUUCCCCUUUACCACACUCUCUCAUCUCUUCCCAUUGCCCCAAAACGCGCAAGAGAUAAACUAGUCCUAUUUUCUUCUUCUUCCUCUCUUCCCUCUUUCUCCGUCUCCGCUGUGUCCACCAAGGAAGACACCGCGCAUGUCAUAACCCAAGACACCUUCGAUUUCAAGGCCUACAUGCUCCACAAGGCCAACACAGUCAACCAAGCCCUCGACGCAGCCAUUGCGCUCAGAGAUCCGGAGAAGAUCCACCAAGCCAUGCGCUACUCCCUCCUCGCCGGCGGCAAGAGGGUCCGCCCGCUCCUCUGCAUCGCCGCCUGCGAGCUCGUCGGGGGGGCCGAGGAGACCGCCAUCCCCGCCGCCUGCGCGGUGGAGAUGAUCCACACCAUGUCGCUCAUCCACGACGACCUCCCCUGCAUGGACAACGACGACCUCCGCCGCGGCAAGCCCACCAACCACAAGGUCUUCGGCGAGGACGUGGCGGUCCUGGCCGGCGACGCGCUCCUGGCCUUCGCCUUCGAGCACGUGGCGGUGGCCACGAAAGGGGUGGCGGCGGCGCGUGUGGUUCGCGCGGUUGGGGAGCUGGCGAAAUCCAUCGGCGGGGAAGGGCUUGUGGCGGGACAAGUGGUGGAUAUAGAUUCGGAAGGGGUAUCGAAUGUGGGGUUGGAGAGGUUGGAGUUCAUUCACCUUCACAAAACGGCGGCGUUGCUGGAGGCGGCGGUUGUGCUGGGGGCCAUCAUGGGAGGUGGAACGGAGGAGGAGGUUGAGAAGUUAAGGAAGUUCGCGAGGAGCAUUGGCUUGCUGUUUCAGGUUGUUGAUGACAUUCUGGAUGUGACGAAAUCGUCGGAGGAAUUGGGGAAAACGGCGGGGAAGGACUUGGUGGCGGAUAAGGUGACGUAUCCUAAGCUUUUGGGGAUACACGAGUCUAAGGAGUUUGCGGAUAAGUUGAUUGAGGACGCCAAGGAGCAAUUGGCAGGCUUCGAUCCUCUUAAGGCUGCUCCCUUGUUUGCUUUAACCAAUUACAUUGCUUACAGGCAAAAUUAAUUAAUGCUUGCUCUUGCUCUUGCUGAGUAUCUCUAUCUCCACACUUCGGAUACCUCAUUUUCUCACUCGCCAUUUCUUUUCAUCUCAUCUCAUCUCUCAUGCGCUCCUCCAUUUCUUUUCAGCUCUACUGUCCGGUCAUUUGUAAUAAAAAUAAGUUUCUUUUUUCUUUUUAACUUAUCUUUGCUUGCCUUUUUCUCUUAUUUGCUUUCCCAUUUCUGGACGGGGAAACUCCCUCCUCAAUCCUCAUACUUUUUUUUUUCUCCUCAUCGAGACUUUUGCCAUGAAUAUAUGAAUUACGUAUUCCACUUCUA
This is a messenger RNA of Cajanus cajan (pigeon pea), 1430 nucleotides long. RefSeq names its product geranylgeranyl pyrophosphate synthase, chloroplastic. Gene Ontology annotation, molecular function: geranylgeranyl diphosphate synthase activity. Gene Ontology annotation, biological process: isoprenoid biosynthetic process. The record is from RefSeq and is a predicted model, not a curated record. Lineage: Eukaryota; Viridiplantae; Streptophyta; Magnoliopsida; Fabales; Fabaceae.